AUGGUUGAAUUCAGAAGCUCCUCUGACAAAAAUACCAAUGCCAUGAAUAAAGUAAUCAUUGGGUUUCGCUCUUCUUUGCAAGCUGAGAAUGAUGCACUCUCCCUUGUUCAUUCCAAAAUUAAAAUGGAGAAUACUGAACUCACUUCCUCCGUCCUUUCAAACAUUGAAAAACUGCAAGAAGACUUGGCAGUUGAAAACAAGAUAAUAGACGAGUUGGCUGAGAAAACUCAUAAGGCCAAGGUCCUUUCUGUCAAACUGAAUACUGCUACCAAGCAUGUUGAUGAUCUUGAGACCGAGAGGACAAUUGUUAACAAUUGUGUUUCAGAAAUCUAUCAAUAUUUGAUGAGGCUUGUACUCGUGACUCCUUGUUGA
Molecule: messenger RNA, 372 nt
Organism: Lactuca saligna
Lineage: Eukaryota; Viridiplantae; Streptophyta; Magnoliopsida; Asterales; Asteraceae
Source: the annotation of a GenBank genome assembly